AUGGUAUCUAAGCAGAUUAUCCCUAUUAAUGGACUUAGCAUUACAGUCUAUGGCUUACAAGAAUGCAACUUGCUACCCAAAGGAACCCCUGUAGCUGUUAUGUUUGCACUCCACGGCAGACUUCAGAAUCAGGCCAAGAUGGAGCCUUUAGCCUUUGCUUUAUGUAAACUAAACGAGUGUCGUCAACAAACUGAUCGCUACCUACUGAUCGUCACAUUCGAUGCACCCAAUCACGGCACUCGUCUUUUGAACAAGACAGCCAAUUAUGGCUGGAACGAAGGAAAUGAUAGUCAUGCAUUGGAUAUGUGGAGCAUGAUUCACUCUACCUCACACACGGUGACUGAGCUCAUCAAUGUGCUUGAGUAUUAUCUUUUUGGUCCUCAAAAGAACCCUGUCGUCCAAGUAUGGGGUGUUACUGGCUUUUCACUGGGUGGUCAUGCUUCUUUCCUCAGUGCUGCUAAAGGUACGGGUUUUCAUAGUCAAAUAAAGAUACUCAUAUUGUACACUAGAUCCUCGUAUCACAGUGGCUGUUCCUAUUGUUGGUAUUGCUGA
This is a messenger RNA of Gilbertella persicaria, 552 nucleotides long. RefSeq lists its product as uncharacterized. NCBI's taxonomy places the organism in Eukaryota, Fungi, Mucoromycota, Mucoromycetes, Mucorales, Choanephoraceae. The coding region runs from base 1 to 552 and encodes 183 amino acids. The transcript has 2 exons. The record is from RefSeq and is a predicted model, not a curated record.